Nilaparvata lugens (brown planthopper) is the source of this 1600-nucleotide messenger RNA. RefSeq names its product solute carrier family 35 member F6 (gene Tango9). The transcript is spliced from 8 exons. NCBI's taxonomy places the organism in Eukaryota, Metazoa, Arthropoda, Insecta, Hemiptera, Delphacidae. Gene Ontology annotation, cellular component: membrane; intracellular membrane-bounded organelle. Gene Ontology annotation, molecular function: transmembrane transporter activity. The record is from RefSeq and is a predicted model, not a curated record. The coding region runs from base 16 to 972 and encodes 318 amino acids. Gene Ontology annotation, biological process: transmembrane transport.
UCUCAUUCCGGCAACAUGUUCGAAUCACAAUCAGUUCAACGUUCACACUUCACAGUCGAUCACUCUUCACAUCAGCUGCUCACUCCUCCUGUUCGUUCCGUUGAGCGAACAAACAGCUGUUUUGCUUUUUGUAUAGACAAGAUGUGGCCAGUUUACAUAAUUGCUGUGGCUAUCGCCAUGGUCGUCACAGGCACCAUUAACACGAUGUCAAUGAAAUGGGCUGACAAAAUAAAUGCCACCGGCUAUGAUGGUCUAGACAGAGAAUUCGAUCAUCCUGUCUUGCAGACAGUUUUCAUGUUUCUUGGAGAAUUCUCCUGCUUCUUAGUUUUCCAGAUACUCUGGUGGUAUUUCUCAAGAAGGCCUACAUUGGAAGAAGAUGAACACGAGCUCAUCAAAGGCAAUAAAGAGUUCAACAUAUUCUAUUUCUUGCCACCGGCCACAUUGGAUAUGUGCGCAACCUCGAUCAUGUACCUUGGACUCAAUCUCACUUAUGCAUCCAGUUUUCAAAUGCUACGUGGGUCUGUCAUCGUUUUCACUGAAAUUUUCUCAAUGAUAUUCCUGCAGCGACAAUUCAAAGCCUUCAGAUGGGCAGGCAUAUUCGUGAUAAUAAUCGGCCUUGCCACUGUAGGCCUCAGUGAUCUAUCAGAAAACAGCAGUGACAGCUCUUCAUCUAAUCAAGUAAUCCUAGGUGAUAUAUUGAUUAUAAUUGCUCAAGUUAUAACAGCUACCCAAAUGGUUUACGAAGAGAAAUACUGCAUCAGGCUAGAUGCCCCACCACUGAAAGCUGUUGGCUGUGAAGGACUCUUCGGUCUUCUGUUUACUGUUCUUCUCCUGUUACCUUUGAAUAACAUUCAUGUUCCCAAACCCUACCAGAACAAUCCAAAUGGAACAAUCGAAGAUCUUCACCAAGCUUACACCCAAGUCCUCAACAAGCCCCUACUUCUUGUUCCUCUGUUAGGAGGACCUGUAUAAUACAUGCCACACUCCAUAUGAAACAAAUCACUGUAUAACUUUUCUAAAAUGUACGAGUACCUGUAAUGUAGGUGAAACGCCUGUUAAUAGUUUUACAGUUAUAAAUUCAAUGAAACAUUCAAUUUUUAUUUCAACUAUAGUACAGGGAAGUUACCUGUAAUACAGGCCCUGUGAGUUCCAUGAAAUAGGCCCCUGGUUACAAAAAUUAUUGUUGAAAAUAUGCAUGUUGAAGUGCAGCUCUCCUGAACUCUUUUCAAUUAUAUUUUUUUAAUACAGAUCACUUAUUAAAUGCAUCAAUAAUAAAUAAUACUUUAUAUAUAUAUUUUUUUAUUUAUAUUAUAAUGAAUAUAUAAAGAAUUUUGCCUUUACGAAUUUUUUUCAAUUGUAAGGCAAUCAGAUAUGGAAAUAAAACCACUCAGAUAUCUGUCAACAAAUUGAGCGUAUAUUUUUUGCGAUUGUAUAUUCGAAAUUAUUCCAGUUCGCUAUGAUGCUCAAUCGUACUAAGAUCUCAAUUGAUCAUUAUUGACUUGCAUUUUGAUAAACUACUAUUGGCUCCAUAUGAAAUUUAUAUUUUUGAUCUCUACAUUUAUUCAUUUUGUUACUUUUUAUGCAAUAAAUAUAUUUUUCA